GUAUAACAGGCAAAGAAAAACCAAGGUUCUAAAAGGUUGCAUGAACAUCAACCACAGAAACAGUGCUGCAGCACCGUACACUGAACUGAGAUGUGGAAUAAAAUAAAGAAUAGUACAGGCUGCAGGAAGUGAGCGGCAUUUUAACUUCCUGCACUGUCUGUGGUCAGGGUGGCACUUAUCUGAAAUUAGGCAUCUUUACCCACAGCCGCGCCCGCUACACCUCUGCACAAAAGAGCCAAGCAGGGGCACCUCACAGUACCCGCUUUGAGGCACCAGAGUUGUGAUACUUAUACAAAGAUAAGUACACCUGUCCGCUCCUUUUAUCUUCUGCGAAAGUAAGUGCAAUCUUUAUGUUGAUCAGGGGGUUAUAGGCUAAGCUGCAGCAGCGUUUUGUUGAUGUUUCGAUUUCAUGUCAAAAAUCCGGUGCAUGAAACAUGAACACGACUGAGCUACGAACGGCAAUGGUAAAGCAUGCUGUUUGUGGCAGUAAAAUUAACCUAGGAGGGAUAGAUGGAUUCAAUACAUUUAAUAUUAAUAUCUGUAGAUGGGGCUAUAAUAAAAAUAGAUGAGUCUUGUAUGUACAUUUCAGAUCAAAUUCCUGGAAGAUCUUUUACUAAACUGAAUUAAAUAAUCUGGUUUAGGUAAUGGAUUUUGUAUAGGGCUCCUGAAUGUAUGAGUGUUUACCUGUGCCUGAUGCCUAUCACACCUUUUACAGUCACUUUUAUAUUAACCUCUACUGUACAUGCAUUGGAAUAGGGGUGGGACGUUGGUGCAGUGGGUAGCACUGUCGCCUCACAGCAAGAAGGCACUGGGUUUGAAUCUCGGUUUGGGGCCUUUCUGUCUGGAGUUUGCAUGUACCUCCGGGUACUCCGGUUGCCUCCCACGGUCCAAAAACAUGCAAAUAGGCCAAUUGGAGACUCUAAAUUGCCCAGAGGUAUGAAUGUGUGAGUGAAUGGUGUGUGUGCCCUGCGAUAGAUUGGCAGCCUGUCCAGAGUGUAUUCCUGCCUCUCGCCCAAUGCAUGCUUGGAUAGGCUCCAGCACCACCUCCUGCUCAGGAUAAGCGGGUAUAGAUAAUGGAUGGAUUGAUGGAUGUAUUGGAAUAGCCAAAGCCUCAGAUCUUAGCAACAGUUUGUGUUGUAAUCUGGAAUCAUUUUUGUAAACAUAGUAGUUAUGUUUAUUUUAUAAGUGUAAUAUGCAAAAAUGAACAUAAUUAUUGACACCUGAAUUUCAAUACAGUGGGGGCAAAGAAAUGAGAAUUACCCAGUCCUUUUGAAAAGGCACUACUGGUCCAGUCCAGAAACAAAGCAAACGACUGUUUAUUUUCUUCAGACAAUUUUAUCUGAUAAAAUCUAAAACAUGUAUCACCUUCAGGAAGUGAGUCAGAUCUCUAACACAUUCUACUUUUAUAUUUAGUGUGAAGCAUUGUAUUUACGAUCAUAUUCAGCCACACUGCUCUGUCUGCAAGGCUGUUUAAUACUAAUGGCACAUUAGCAAACAACUGAGGCCAGAUCAGAAUUCUCUCCUGUGUAAAUAAUAAUCAAGACCUGUAUAUGUGUAUUUGGAUAAAUAUUUUCAAUCUGAUGCAGCCAUGCUCUUCAAUACCUUGUUGGUAAUCAUCCUCUCCGUGUCAGGUGCUCUGAGCGAGGAGGGAUGGGGAGUGACUUACACCCCUGAGAGAAUCUGUGCCUUAAAGGAGUCUUCAAUAGACAUCCGCUGCACUUACUCAUAUCCCACAUCUCACAGAGUGCAGAAAACAUUCUGGUUUAUUCACUGGAACAAGCCACAGGAGCCUGAGGACCUGUCCCAGGACCCAGAGUACUCUCACCGUGUGGAGUACCUGGGGAAUCAGAGCAGUGACUGCACUUUUAGAAUAAACCAACUGAGAGUAACUGAUUCAAAAACAUACCGAUUCAGAUUCCUGACUGACCAUAAUCAAUAUACUGGAGAACCUGGUGUCGCUUUGGAAGUCACUGAUCUACAGGUGAUGGUGAAUCCUGACACAGUGACAGAGGGACAGAGUGUGAAACUGAACUGUAGCACCACCUGCACUCUGACUGGCAGCCCAUCCUUCAUCUGGUACAGGGAUGGAUCUCCUCUGUCCUUCACUGGUCAGAGUCACCAGUUCACAGCCAGCAGUGAAGAUGCAGGCAGAUACUCCUGUACUGUAACAGGCUAUGGGCUUCAGCCACCUGCAGUGGCUCUUAAUGUGAGAUAUCCUCCUAAGAGCAUCUCAAUAUCAGUGAGCCCCUCUGAUGAAAUAGUGGAGGGCAGUUCAGUGACUCUGACCUGCAGCAGCAAUGCCAACCCACCAGUGCAGAGAUACACCUGGUAUAAGAAUAAUAGAGCUGUAUCCUCAGAGACAGGAGGACCAGAGGACAGUUACACCAUUAAAAGCAUCACACUGCAGGAUGCAGGAGAAUAUAUCUGUGAGGCAGAGAAUGGGAUUGGGACAAACAGAUCUCCUCCUAAACGUCUUGAUGUGCAGUAUCCACCCAAAAACACCUCAGUAUCAGUGAGCCCCUCUGGUGAAAUAGUGGAGGGUACUUCAGUGACUCUGACCUGCAGCAGUGAUGCCAACCCACCAGUGCAACAAUACACCUGGUUUAAGAAUAAUAGAGCUGUAUCUUCAGAGACAGGAGGACCAGAGGACAGUUACACCAUUAAAACCAUCACACUGCAGGAUGCAGGAGAAUACUACUGUGAGGCAGGGAAUGGGAUUGGGAGGAAGAGAUCUCCUCCUAAACGUCUUGAUGUGCAGUAUCCUCCUAAGAGCACCUCAGUAUCAGUGAGCCCCUCUGGUGAAAUAGUGGAGGGCAGUUCAGUGACUCUGACCUGCAGCAGCGAUGCCAACCCACCAGUGCAGAGAUACACCUGGUAUAAGAAUAAUAGAGCUGUAUCCUCAGAGACAGGAGGACCAGAGGACAGUUACACCAUUAAAAACAUCACACUGCAGGAUGCAGGAGAAUAUAUCUGUGAGGCAGAGAAUGGGAUUGGGACAAACAGAUCUCCUCCUAAACGUCUUGAUGUGCAGUAUCCACCCAAAAACACCUCAGUAUCAGUGAGCCCCUCUGGUGAAAUAGUGGAGGGUACUUCAGUGACUCUGACCUGCAGCAGCGAUGCCAACCCACCAGUGCAGAAAUACACCUGGUAUAAGAAUAACAGAGCUGUAUCCUCAUUGAGAGCAUCAAAAUGGAGUUAUACCAUUAAUAACAUCAAAUCCGGGGAUGCAGGAGAAUACUAUUGUGAGGCAGAGAAUGCGAUUGGGACAGACAGAUCUCUUCAUAUAAAUCUCAAAGUGCUGUAUCCUCCUAAGGGCACCUCAGUAUCAGUGCCCCCCUCUGGUGAAAUAGUAGAGGGCAGUUCAGUGACUCUGACCUGCAGCAGUGAUGCCAACCCACCAGUGCAACAAUACACCUGGUAUAAGAAUAGUAGAGCUGUAUCUUCAGAGACAGGAGGACCAGAGGACAGUUACUCCAUUAAAACCAUCACACUGCAGGAUGCAGGAGAAUACACCUGUCAGGCAGGGAAUGGGAUUGGGACAAACAGAUCUCCUCCUAAACGUCUUGAUGUGCAGUAUCCUCCUAAGAGCACCUCAGUAUCAGUGAGCCCCUCUGGUGAAAUAGUGGAGGGCAGUUCAGUGACUCUGACCUGCAGCAGUGAUGCCAACCCACCAGUGCAGAGAUACACCUGGUAUAAGAACAAUAGAGCUGUAUCCUCAGAGACAGGAGGACCAGAGGACAGGUACACCAUUAAAACCAUCACACUGCAGGAUGCAGGAGAAUACUAUUGCGCGGCAGAGAAUGGGAUUGGGACAAACAGAUCUCCUCCUAAACGUCUUGAUGUGCAGUUAGGGGAUAGGACAGUGCUUGUGUGGACGGUUGUUGGAAUCACAGUGGCUGUUGCACUCGUUGCUGCUGUUGCGUGUAUGAGAGCAGAGCCUUCAGAGAGUGACAAACGCAGCCAGCGACACAAACUCUGUGCUUCAGAGAGCUGACGAGGCCUCAGUGUGGGAUUAAAACACACAGAGGAGAGAAUCUGCAGAGAAUGAGAAAUGGUGGAGAUCAGGGUGAAAGAGUCUCUUUUUGUCUUUAACUUUACAGAACUGCUGUCUGUUUCUGCUAGAUUAUCCAUUUUAUACAGAGCUGUUGAUGGAGGAUUUUUCCCAAAGUACUGUAAUCCUGCUGCAACAUGCAUGUUCAUGUAACCCUGCUGCAACAUGCAUGUUCAUGUAACCCUGCUGCAACAUGCAUGUUCAUGUAACCCUGCUGCAUACAUGCUCCUGUGACACCGUUACACGUUUAUAUAACUUUGUUACACACACGCUCAUAACUCAUGUACAUGCGCAUGUAUUCUCUCACAUUGAAUGGGAAGAUUAUCAUGCAGAUUAAUGCAGAUUAUAAUCUCCAAACUCACGACACUUUUAAAAGCAAGGUCCGAAAUCUUUUAAAACAGUGUUUUAGCUUUACAUUUUACAUUGCCUUGUUGUAUUGACCCCAUUUUUACUUUCUGUCUGUUUAGCUAUUUGAAAUAAUGCAUCUUUGUAUUUGUUUUCUUUACAUACAUUGUUUUAUUAUGUUUAUCAAUAUAUUAUGAUUUAUUUGAGCAUUGUAUAGGACUGUGAACCUUGAACCUCUGUUUUGAUAAAAAAAUGAUCAUUAUUAUCUUUA
This is a messenger RNA of Anguilla rostrata (American eel), 4667 nucleotides long. Its product is annotated as B-cell receptor CD22-like. Lineage: Eukaryota; Metazoa; Chordata; Actinopteri; Anguilliformes; Anguillidae. The record is from RefSeq and is a predicted model, not a curated record. The coding region runs from base 1589 to 3994 and encodes 801 amino acids. The transcript has 12 exons.